Messenger RNA from Leptosia nina, 5277 nucleotides. NCBI's taxonomy places the organism in Eukaryota, Metazoa, Arthropoda, Insecta, Lepidoptera, Pieridae. The record is from the annotation of a GenBank genome assembly.
AUGGAUGAAGAAUCGAUGUGGAAAAGCUUUUAUGAUAAGCUACAGCAGCAAAAAUCUUUGGAAGAACAAGUGCAUGACAGUCGUUGUAGUGAUAAAAGCGAAUCCGAUAUGAAUUUUUCUCGGGUCUGCUCACUCGCUAAACAAAAUUUGGUAAGAAUGGAUUCUCGACAUCUUCAUUUGCUAAAGAAACAAGGUUACAUAAAUGGCCAGUGGGUGAAUGCGCAGAGUAAUGAAGUUUUUCCCGUCCUUAACCCGGCAAACGACAAUGUUAUCGCUGAAAUACCAGAUAUGGAUGCGAAGGAUGCUAAAAGGGCUGUCGAUGCAGCAGCCUGUGCAUUUAAAACGUGGAGGGAUACUACUGCAAAGGAGAGGGCGAUUAUUCUAAGAAGGUGGUUUGAUAUAUGUCAGAAAAACAGUGAACAUCUGGCGGAACUUAUAACUGCUGAAGCAGGGAAGCCUCUUGUUGAAUCUAGAGGAGAGAUAACUUAUGGAAACUCAUUUCUAGAGUGGUUUGCAGACACUGCACGUCACAUUAAUGGUGAAGUUAUUCCUAGUCCAUGGCCAAAUAAGCAGAUUAUGGUUACAAGGCAACCUCUAGGUGUAGUUUCAAUUAUAUCACCAUUUAAUUUUCCAUUUGCCAUGAUUACUCGUAAAGUAGGAGCGUUAAUGGCAGCUGGGUGUACCUGUGUCAUAAAACCAGCUGAAGAUACUCCGCUGACAGCAUUGGCUGCAGUGAAACUAGCCGAAGAGGCUGGAGUACCAAAAGGUGUCAUCAAUGUCAUAACUUCUAGUAGAAAAAAUGCUCCUGCUGUUGGUAAAGUUUUGUGUGAGGAUCCUGACGUGGGUUGUAUUUCUUUCACUGGUUCCACAAAUGUUGGCAAAAUUCUUUAUGGAAUGGCAGCAAAAGGUAUUAAAAGAGUAUCUUUAGAGUUAGGAGGAAAUGCUCCAUUUAUUGUUUUCCCAAGUGCUGAUAUAAAUCAUGCUGUUGAACAAGCCAUGCUCGCCAAGUUUAGAAAUAACGGACAAGCAUGUGUGGGAGCAAAUAGGUUCUUGAUACAUGAGGAUGUUUUUGAUGAUUUUGUGAAGCAAUUAAAAUCCAAAAUUAGUAGCAAGUGCAUUUUAGGACCAGGCACAAAAGAAGGUGUCACUUGUGGACCCCUAAUCAAUUUAGAUCAGACUAAGAAAGUAGCCGGUUUGGUCGAUGAUGCAGUAAAUAAGGGUGCCAAAGUAAUGAUCGGUGGAAAAGUUGCAUCAGACAUUGGAGAUAAAUUUUACCAGUCCACAUUACUUGUUGAUGUUAAAAAAGACAUGAAAAUUUACAGUGAGGAAAUAUUUGGCCCUAUUGUAGUAUGCUUGAAAUUUAAAACAGAAAAUGAUGUUUUGGAAAUUGCAAAUAGUACAAGAAGCGGAUUAGCUGCCUAUGUUUUUACUAAAGACCUCGGACAGGCAUUCAGAAUGUCUCGACAACUGGAGUUUGGCAUGGUGGCAAUCAAUGAUGGUGUAUUAUCAGCAGCAGAACCACCAUUCGGUGGAAUUAAGGAAUCUGGAAUUGGUAGAGAGGGAAGUAAGCAUGGGGCUGAGGAAUAUACAGAUAUCAAAUACACAUUAAUACAAGAAGUAGAUGACAGUUUCUUUGAAAAAUUUGGUUCAAUUUUGAAGCAAGUGUCUCAAAAAGCUGCCUUAGAAGAAUCAACACCUCUCGCUCCAUUGAAAGAGGCAGAGGAACAGGAUGGUGAACAAAAGGAGAUAUCAGAAGUUGGAGAAAGCAGAAGUAUUACAAGAGAUUCAGAUAGUGGGAAUGAGACUCUUCUUGAUACAGACUCCGAACCCGAAGAUCCAGAGAAAUUGGAUUUCUAUGUAGAAGCUGUUGGAUGGAAUGUCGAUGAAUUAUACCUGGAGGUACUUUAUGAAAUACUACACAAUGUCGGCGGAAGUGACAUAGGCUGUGAGGUGGGAGCACAAGCGAUGCUCUCAUACGUCCAAGAGGCUUUCAAAAUCUCAAAUGACAAACAUACAGAACUUCUAACGCAAGCUGAAGCCAAGGAACCCCCAGAACUGAUGUUAAACGUAGAAGUGAUUGAAGGAAAGGAUCUAGUUCCUAAAGACCCAAAUGGGUUGAGUGACCCUUUUGUCACAAUUUACCUAACUUCCAAUACAUCGCAUAGAUAUAAUACUUCUGUAAAAUCUAGCACGUUAAACCCGGUUUGGGAGGAACAUUUUUCAUUACCAAUGUCCGGAAACGUUCAAGAAGAUACACUUGUACUAGAAGUUUGGGACUUUGACCCGGCGGAAACAGUUAAGGAAAAGAUGACGAAAAUCUUUGAGGUAAAAGGCGUUAAAGGCCUUAGGAAGUUAAUGAAAGAGAUAGCAAUAACCGCAUCCACUGGCAAACACGACAACGAACUGAUCGGAACAUCUAAUAUACCUCUCAAAUCAAUACCAGCGGGAGGUAUGAUAAUGUGGUUAAAUCUCAGUAAAAAGAGUAAAGUUCGUCGGCAAGGCGUUGUCAAAGUUCGUUUUAACUUUUCAUCCGAGAAGAAUUCACAAGUGGCUGCGCAGGAGCAUCGACAUUUGCUAAGAAUAUUAUUGCUCCACGAAUUGGAGAGUUCAAAGGUAGCGCACUAUUGGUGGUGUGGUAACUUCAGUGCACCGGCAGAAGGUAUACUGACGCAGCACGCUGCGCAAAGUGGUCUAACACAGACAGACAACCUUUUGGCGCAGUGGCUAGUGUUUUGCGCAGUGACAGUAGAUCAUCCGUUGAGCUUCGCGCUUUUUAACAUCCUUUUGGAUAAAAUAACCAAACCGCUACAGUCAGGUCUAGUCAACGAAGAAGAUGUAAAACUCUUUUGGGACGGUACAAAGAAGCUUCUACCAACAUGCUACAGCCACAUAAGGAAACUUAGAAAGAAAACAGCCGGAGAUAAAACAGUUAUGAAAACCCUUCGCGAAGUACUGCGAAUACUUUACAAGUUGUCUUCUCUCGAUGUGCCAGAGACAGUAGACCUGUUUCCCUCUAAUCUCUAUGGCUGGUUAAAAGAUAAUACUGAUGGUAGUAAAUUAUCUAUGUUCGAUGUCCUAAAUCAAGCUGUGGUGCAAGGCGCUGCGGACUGGUUUGUCCAUAUAUUGGAUAACAAUGAGUGUAAAGAUAAAACGGAAGAUUCUAGACUACAGCAUUUGAUAAGGGUGAUUCAGUUGGUCCGAUCGGAUUUGCAACGAGCUAUUGAAUAUUUUGAUAGAGUUUUUGUUGAGGUUAUGAGUUUCCCUUACUCAAAAGCACUUUACGGAGUCUAUGAAGAUAAAAUAGCGUCACUCGUGGAACCAGAGGUGCUGCAAGUGUGCAAGAGUUUAAAACGGUUGAGAUAUAGCGAAGGUUCGACUAAUAGCGUUCAUUUAGCAGGCGGGUUGAAUGGAGCAACAGGGAUGGGCACACCUGAAGUCGGAUCAGAACCUUUAGCGAUGGGAACCACGUUAUUCGAGUUGUACUUGGCAUUGCAGAGAUUCUUAACAUUGGGUCAAGGUCUAAAUGAAGUGGAAUGGAAUUCUUACUCCAUAUCCAAAUUUCAUUCUUGGUUCUUUGGUGGAGUGGCACAAUGGCUGGAUAUCGCUGCAUUCAAAGCGCUCACCCGAAUUGAAAAAGCAGUCGAAUUAGAUAAUUUAGUUCCUGUUGAUGGAAACGUCAAGUACAGUAGCUCGGGUGUUGACACCUUGGCUAUUUUCUACCAGAUCAAAAUUUUCUGGCAGCAACUGGCUUGGCCGGACGUGGAAGGAUGCUAUACGUUUGUUGCGAAAAUUAUUGAUGACAUUUGCCGUUGUUGUGUAUUUUACUCUGACAAAAUGGCGACUCGGGUAGAGAGUGUGGGAACUGUUAGCACGGUGUACGAAGAGCGGUUCGAGGUGACAACUGAAUGGUGUGUUGCCAUCAAUAACAUUGAUUAUGUGCGGCAAAGCUUGCAGCCUUUUGUUGAGGAGCUGGGAAUGGAUGAAAUUAUACAGAAGAUGUGCGAGGCUCGAUCUCCAGUUGAAGCACAGAGAUGUCGAGACACUCUUCACAACGUCAUAGCUAAUGCAAUAGACACGGUGAAAAACAAAAUCGUGGAGCUACUUGAAGUCAUGAUUAAGAAGAUGAUGCCAUCAAUCACCCGUUUCUUGAUGGAAGGAGCUGAACUCUUACACCAAGACUGUUCUAGUAUGGACCGAGUCAUGCGGUAUCUUGAAGCUAACCUGGACACGUUAUAUCAACACCUCAACAACGAAAACUUUUCAAGAACGCUAGAUAUUGUGUGGGAACAACUCGGCGAGGUCCUAUAUGAGUUAAUACAAGCUAAUUUGGAGCACCGCAGGGCAAAGAUAACACGGUAUAUCGACCCGAGACGAUUGACCAAAUCAGCCGCCGCCAACUUAGACGCGGUAAACCAUAGAUUACAGAGCACCUUGUUUAUGUGCUACGAUACACCAACAGUACUUGGUGAUGCUGAGCUUUACACAAGUAUACCACCAAGGUUAUAUAAGGAAGAUACAAUAACGGUAAAGUUUUUCCAGAAACGACGACCACCCGCAUUCUUCUCGAACCUUCACGAAUGUUUAAAGAUAAUGGUGCGAUCGUUCCGGCAAGAUAACAAGGAGAUCUAUACGUCUGAUACGCUUAAGCGAGUGGAAUAUUUACUAAAACUCCACGGUAUGGAGACAAGGGAGUUGAUACACCAGUACCACUUAGAGAGAUGGCAUGAACAGCAGGCCGUUACCGAGCCAAAGAUGGGAUUGUUGACUGUGCGUGCGCAGUUUAUAGAUAAUAAUCUUAAGAUCGAAGUCAUGAACGCUAGGAAUUUGAUGGCCACGGAUUCUAACGGUCUCUGCGACUCAUACGUCCGAGUUGCGUUGUUACCUGAAGACACAUUUAUAAACGUCGAGAAACCUAAGACUCAGACUCAUAACAAAAACCUCUUUCCGUUGUAUGACGAAAUGUUCGUAAUACCCUUAACACCGGAACAGCGUCGCAUCCAAGACGGGCUCUUACACUUCGUGAUAAAGGACAAGGAUAUGUUCAGUGUCAGCAACACAUUUGUGGGUGAAGCCUACGUACAUUUUAGCGAAGUUCCAGAGACGCCCGCGCCGAUUAGCAGUCUGUCGCAACAGCAUUUACCCCUCUCAAGACCCAGUAACAUUGAUGGUGACGCCAUUAAAGCACUGGAGUCAAGACAAGGGGACAAGCAAGCGAGAGAGUUUAUCAAAAAACAGAGACAGAAAAUGCCAAGUAAACAAUUCUUCUCAUUAGGCUGA